AUGGCAUUACCCAGUACCACGAUAAUACCUUUCUCGGCCUUGCCCUCUUGCGCAGUCAACUGCGGCCCUCUCUAUGACGCCAAUGGUGCUUGCGUGCCUCCUGUCGCCACGGCGACCGAUGUGGCCAGCUGGGAUAGCUGCUUGUGUGGCUACGCAAAGCUUCAGCCUUUCAGCAGCACCUCGGCUGGGGUCUGUGAUACUGCAUGUACCGCAGAUGCCGGCGGGCUGGCCAGCAUACAGACCUGGUUCACGAGUUUCUGUGGAGAAAAAGCCGCUGCAACGGCAACGAGCUCUUCUGCGACGAGCUCAAGUACGAGUAGUGGUAGUUCGGCGCACAACAGUCAGGAUGGCGGUGGAGACUGGCUUUCAACACAUUGGAAAUGGGUUAUAAUGAUCGUCAUCGUCGUUGUGGGAAUUAUAGGCAUCUGGGUCGGUGCUUGUAUCUGGCGCCGCCAGUACCUGAAGAGAAAGGAUCGCCUUUACGAACUCGGCAAGGGAUUGCCCAGCAACGUCGCUGUCAACACACAAGGCGCUCUGGUCGGGCCCGGUGCAAGGGAUAGCCAGCUUUCCGGGCCCGGUGCGAGGGAUAGCCAGUUUUCCGAGCCGGGCAUGUUCAUGUCCGGCUCAGGUGUUGCCAGCGAGAAGCCCAAGACCGGGAAGAGCUGGAAGGUCAACCAACGAACAUGA
Molecule: messenger RNA, 687 nt
Organism: Anthostomella pinea
Lineage: Eukaryota; Fungi; Ascomycota; Sordariomycetes; Xylariales; Xylariaceae
Source: the annotation of a GenBank genome assembly